AUGACAGACUCAACCCCACCUCAACUCAAAUGGUCCGGUACAUUCGUGAUUGAUAGAUCGGCCCCUACGCCAACAGGCGACAAGAUUAUUCUUCCCUCCUCGGCGCUGCAACAGCUUCUAGAUGCCAAUGCCGCCGCCGCUUCGGCUUCUGCCGCAUCGGCUUACUCGUAUUCCACGCCGGUCGUUACGAGAUACACUAGUCCAUACAACAGCUUUGGCCCGGCUGCUCAGCCAGAGCAGCAAAAGCUUCCAUACCCAUUGAUGUUCCGCUUGGUCAAUGAAAGGAAUGGAAAGUUUGUUCAUGCUGGCGUCAGAGAGUUCUCGGCCGAGGAGGGACAGGUUGCGCUGAGCCCUUUCCUGCUGCGGUCACUAGGGUUGGCGGAGCAAGAAAAUACCCCCAGCACAGCGAACAAUGGUGGCGAGGCUGAAAGCAGAAGCAAAAGCUCGGAUCAUGUGAGGAUAUCAGCACAUCAACUCCCAAAGGGAGUUUAUGUUGGCCUGGCACCGGUCCACGACUACGCGAGCUACGACCCGGCGAUUCUCGAACCAUUACUCGAGAGGGAACUUCGACAAGGUUACACGACGUUAUCUACAGGCACGAUAUUACAUGUCAAGAGAGGUCCAACAGAGGACUACGAGUUCACAGUAGAGAGUGUCAAGCCUGAAGGUGAUGGAAUCUGCGUGAUUGACACGGACUUGGAACUCGAUCUGUUGAGGAUACCAACGGCAACUGCGCAAGAUGCCGGUAACGGCAUGAAUGGCUCGAGGGAGACGGACAGCGCAGAAAAGAGUUCGCCAGGUGGCGAUAUUACCAUAUGGAAGGCGGUCGAAGGACAGGUGCGACACGGCGAUUAUGUUGACUACGAUCUCUCCUCAUGGGACAAGUCUCGUGGGCUGGUCCUCGAGGCUGUACCCAUGUCCGAACAACCUGGUUUUUUCCUUGAUAUUUUCGUUAGCCCCAAGACUCCUCACCUUCGCCAGCGCCCAAGGGAAUUACAACACUGGACCGCCCGCAUGGGGCCAUAUACUAAUCGCGAGCCUGUUAGGCUGGAAAUGCCAGCGGGCUCUUUUGGUAAUGAUGAGGCAGAUGAAGCGGAGGGCUUGAUGAUAUCAGUUUAUGGCUUCAAAGAUGAGGCAGCUCCUGGCGCUGGACUGCAGAAGUUCUCUCUCCGCGUCAACACCUGGGACGCAACAGACACCAAGCAGGUACCACCUGCGGCUGCUGAUGAGGUGGCUCCUGGAGAUGCUGCCGACAUGCAAAAGUGCAAGGAUUGCGGACAAUGGAUCCCGAAACAAAGUUUUACUAUGCACACCCUGCGAUGUGCCCGCAAUCCGAAAUGCGCUCAAUGCGGGCUCGUCGCCAGCCGUGACGAACUUCGCGAGCACUGGCACUGUGAUCACUGCUCAUCAUACGGUGAUAGGCUUUUUGCACAGCAAAAGCAUAACGACCGUAUGCAUCCAGCAAACACCCUCCGCUGCUCGUGUUCGGCAGCUCUCGAGUUCGACUCGGUUCCCGCUUUGUCCCGUCAUCGCGUAACAGAUUGUCCAGAUAAGGUUAUCCUCUGCCGUUUUUGCCAUCUUGAGGUACCGCAAGAGGGUGACCCGACCGAUCCCUCCGACGUUGCACAAGCUGCUUACACAGGACUCACGGCACACGAGCGGGCUGAUGGAGCGCGCACGGCAGACUGUGACCUGUGCGGCGCCAUUGUCAGGCUACGCGACAUGUCAAGUCAUUUACGACACCACGAGAUGGACAAGAAGGGCCGCGCCGCGCCGUCUGGGUGUCGAAAUUCCAUGUGCGGUCGGACGCUCCAUGGUGUCGGGCCCAAGGGCACAGUGGGUCCGGCGGCGGGCAACCCGAAUAACGAUAUGGGCCUCUGCAAAAGCUGCUAUGGGCCGUUGUACGUGUCCAUGCACGACCCCGAGGGAAAGGCGCUGCGCCGGCGCGUGGAGCGGCGGUACCUCACGCAGCUGAUGACGGGUUGCGGUCGUUCUUGGUGCAGUAAUGAGUGGUGCCGAACGGGACGGGCGAACACGGGGAAAGAGGCAUUGGGGACAUCUGCUUCUGCAGCGCUGCCGCUUGUCAAGCCGCUUGUUACUCCUGAGGUAAUUGCGGAUAAGAGCGCCCCGAUGCACUUUUGCGUUGACGAGGCCACCCAGAGAAAUGUUGUGGUUGCGGAGAUGUUAGCUGCCGAGGGGGUGUGGGGGCCCGAGUGGUGUGUCGCCGCGGUGGAAGCGGAGAAGGGCGACCGAGACAGGGCGAGGGAGUGGCUGCAGAACUGGGCGCCGAAUAAAUAUGAGUGA
This is a messenger RNA of Pyricularia grisea, 2304 nucleotides long. RefSeq lists its product as uncharacterized. Gene Ontology annotation, molecular function: polyubiquitin modification-dependent protein binding. The transcript has a single exon. Bases 1 to 2304 code for a protein of 767 amino acids. The record is from RefSeq and is a predicted model, not a curated record. Gene Ontology annotation, cellular component: VCP-NPL4-UFD1 AAA ATPase complex. Lineage: Eukaryota; Fungi; Ascomycota; Sordariomycetes; Magnaporthales; Pyriculariaceae.